Molecule: messenger RNA, 1647 nt
Organism: Cuscuta campestris
Lineage: Eukaryota; Viridiplantae; Streptophyta; Magnoliopsida; Solanales; Convolvulaceae
Source: the annotation of a GenBank genome assembly
CAACAAUUGUUAUUUUUUUAUUGAUUCAUAUGGCAGGGAAGUCGUCGGCGGCACCAUCACAGCCCGCGGUCUCGUCCCUGAAUGAUGUUUGGUUAGCUGUUACGGAUCUCGCCCUUGAGAUUCACACACUCCGCCAGGAACAAAUUGCUCUCUCGAGAGGGGUUGAUGAUGCAUUCUCUAUUUUGGAAACUCGGGCGACCGUGAGUGACUCCAAAAGUGGGUUGUUUUGUACUAACGUUUUUACAUCACGACAACCUGAUCCAGAUUUUCCAACGUGGUUUUAUAGUGUUACAGGCAUUCGUCAUAAUGCUUGGAUGUCGAACAUUGAGCAACCAAAAGAAGAGCAAUUGCAUGAACCCGUUAAGGAAAUCAUAUCAGUUGUGACAGUUGAGAAAGAUAUUAUUGAUCCUACAAGUAUUUCCGAUGAAGUUCCUGUUAUCGUUUUUGAUGAUUGUGCUACGAAUUUCACGGGAAACAUAAGCUUGGAAAACCCGUUUGUGUUGCCUAAUGAUGUUUCUCUACCAAAGGCUUUUCCCUUGACUAGCAUGUUUGAAGGAGUUAGGGAUCAUGUUUUACUUGAGGGUGGUAGGGGGCUGCAUUUUGUUUCUUUCGAGGCACCUUCCCUCAUCACAUUGCUUGGAGUUCUUUGUUUGCCUGGUCAGAAUUCGGAGGUUUGGUCCGAAGGUGGCCAAUUUAUUUUGUUCGCCGUUGCAUCAACUGUUUUGAAGCUUGAAUGGGAUCCUCCACCAAACAUGGCAUGCAUAGGGUCAUUGCACACCGUUUGUUUUCCUACUUACACCUUGAGGACAAGGUGUGUUUCUAUCGGGGUGGCAGUGAUACAGAAGGAUUAAUUAAGAAUUUAUACAGAAACCUUAGGCACAUGAUUGAGAUUCUACUGUAUAAAGCUAUUAAUAUAGGUUAAUUGAGGCCUUUGCACUCAGACUUUUCAAAAACUCAUUUCAUAAUACUUUCUUAGAUUGGAUUUUGUUCCUAUAGGAAUAUUUUUGUUCAAGACAUCAUGUUUUACACCAUAACAGUUAUUAAACUUCCCUCAUUAGCUGAAUAUUUUAUUACUGUUAUGAGUCACUGGGUAUUUUUUAUUUUCUUAUAAUGUUAAAUAUCUAGGUAGAACUAUGAGAGAAAUAAUACCCUAUAUAGGUAGAGGAUCUGCAAUCAAAUACAAAAGCUCCUCUAUAAAAUGAAAGUCUCAAUGGAGCAAGUUUUUAUCUACAAUAUCAUUCAAUGUGUUUAUUUUUUAGAAUAUGACCAUGUGUUCUUUUAUGCUUUUUGAGCAUAAUAUGCUAACAAUGGCCCAUGUUUAGCAUUGUGAUCAUGAAGUGCUUAACAACAAUUUGACCAUCACUGGUUUCAUGCUUAUUGGUUCUUGCUGUCACUUUGUUAACAAGGAGAGUGGGAAAAAACAAGGCAUUACUAUUACAUGUUAUAGCACAUUGCCGACUAAUGAGGAAGAGAGACUAUCUUGAAUGACUUUCUUUCUUACGUUAUAUUAGUUUUUUAAUUUAUAUUUUGUGUGAGUUGUUCUUGUGUUAGAUCGUUGUAACAAGGUUUCAAGAAGUUCGUGGGAGACAAGAAGCAGCAUAAGCUUCUUUGAUAUGUAAGAAUCUCUAAAAAAAUANCAACUAAUGA